Spodoptera litura is the source of this 5997-nucleotide messenger RNA. It is a transcript of the gene Nhe2, whose product is annotated as Na[+]/H[+] hydrogen exchanger 2. Gene Ontology annotation, molecular function: potassium:proton antiporter activity; sodium:proton antiporter activity. The record is from RefSeq and is a predicted model, not a curated record. Gene Ontology annotation, cellular component: plasma membrane. Lineage: Eukaryota; Metazoa; Arthropoda; Insecta; Lepidoptera; Noctuidae. Gene Ontology annotation, biological process: regulation of intracellular pH; proton transmembrane transport; potassium ion transmembrane transport.
GCACCUCGCGCCCUACCGCGACACUCGAUCAAUAACCGUGAUAACCUACACUCUUCUGUUCUGAACCCUUCACAUGGACUGACCGAAGGUGCCGUCAGCUCGCACAGCCGCUGUCGCGCUCUUCACUGCAGUUUGUGAUGUGACUGAGUGUUGACAGUGGUUGUGAUAUAUUGCCGUCAAUGUUGGUGAGGUGAUAGUGUUGCCACUAUGACGUCAUUGAAGCACGGUGUCAAUUUGAGCCGACGCGCCUGCAGGCGAUCUCUCGUGUGGGGCGCGCUUGCCGCUGCCCUCCUGUCCAACAUACAAUGCAAUCCUGUCGAAAGCACCACGAAACAAAGUCCGUCCAUAACAGUCGAUGGGAUUUCCACAUACCCCGGCCUGGGGUUCGGGCCCAUGGGUCCCGUGGCGCCGUUGCCUGGAGAACCACCAGGCACUCAACUCCGCCAACACCAGGAUACUACCACUAAUUUACCAAGUACAGAAACACCAGAGAAGAAGGUGAAGAAAUUAGUCAUUGCAGCCUUUGAAUUUCAUCGGGUUGAAACGCCUUUCUUAAUAGGAUUAUGGAUUUUCUUCGCUAGCAUAGCAAAAAUAGGAUUUCACAUGGCGCCGAAAUUGUCCAAAAUGUUUCCCGAGUCUUGUCUUCUAAUAUUUGUGGGGGUCCUCAUAGGGGCUCUGCUAUUAAGUACGCAUAGUGUACAUGUGCAGCCAUUGACGCCAGAUACUUUCUUUUUAUACAUGCUGCCACCUAUCAUCCUAGACGCCGGCUACUUUAUGCCAAAUAGAUUGUUUUUUGAUCACCUUGGAACAAUUCUCUUAUUUGCGGUGGUCGGGACUGUGUUCAACACCCUGACUAUUGGGGCGUCCCUCUGGGCUUGUGGUCAGACCGGAAUGUUUGGGUGCACCACCCCUCUUUUAGACAUGCUCUUAUUCGCUGCCCUAAUAUCUGCAGUGGACCCAGUAGCGGUGCUAGCCGUUUUUGAAGAAAUCCAUGUAGAUGAAGUACUGUACAUAGUAGUAUUUGGCGAAUCGUUAUUAAAUGAUGCUGUUACAGUUGUUUUGUAUCAUAUGUUUGAAGCGUAUACAGAAAUGGGACCAUCGCGUCUUGAAUACACAGACUUUCUAGCUGGCCUCGCAUCAUUCCUUGUUGUGGCUGUUGGCGGCACGUGCAUUGGAGUCGUUUGGGGCUUCGCCACAGGUCUUGUCACCCGUUUCACACACGAAGUCAGAGUAAUCGAGCCAAUCUUUAUAUUUGUCAUGGCUUACUUGGCGUAUCUAAAUGCUGAGAUGUUCCACAUGAGCGGAAUACUUGCCAUAACAUUUUGUGGUAUAACAAUGAAAAACUAUGUCGAAGCGAACAUAUCUCACAAAUCGCAUACCACUAUAAAAUACACUAUGAAAAUGCUGUCUUCGUCUUCCGAAACAAUCAUUUUCAUGUUCCUAGGUGUAGCUACUGUAAAUAAUAACCACGAUUGGAACACGUGGUUUGUUUUAUUAACCAUCGUAUUCUGCUCAAUAUUUCGAAUAAUAGGUGUGUACAUAUUUAGUGCCAUAGCUAACAAGUUCCGUUUGCAUAAAUUGAAUAGAGUGGAAAAGUUCGUUAUGUCUUACGGAGGUCUUCGAGGAGCAGUAGCUUUCGCUCUAGUUCUACUAAUAGAUCCUGAGGUUGUAGAACUACAACCAAUGUUUGUGACUACAACUAUAGCAGUGAUAUAUUUCACCGUGUUCAUACAAGGCAUCACCAUUAAGCCUCUAGUUAAAAUACUUAAUGUUAAAACUGCAGAGAAGAGAAAGCCUACAAUGAACGAACGAAUUCAUGAACGGUUCAUGGACCAUCUAAUGGCUGGUAUUGAAGACAUUCUUGGAAAACAUGGCAACCACCAUAUGAGGGACAAGUUCAAAAGAUUUGAUAAUCGUUUUAUAAGGCCGUUCUUACUUAGAAAUUAUCAGGGUGCAGAACCUAAGAUUUUAGAAACUUACUCAAAGUUGGCAAUGAAAGAUGCCAUAGAAUACAUGCAGAGAAAUGCAUCUACCAUAGGAAAUAUAUCUGGAGCCGAAUCAAUGUCAGCUAUAUUCAAAAACUAUACAAAUGCCAACUUUAAUGGAAGUCCGAGCUUCAGUCAAUUGGAUUCGUCAACGUGGAACAUAGAUAUGCAGGAACUGGAAUACAAUCCGUCGAAAAAAGACCUGACUGACGCCAAGAUACAUCACCUUCUUGCCGAAGAACUUUGCAAGCCAUUUAGACGCCAUCGUCGCCUGAGCUACAGUCGUCAUGCGGUAAACGAUCGCGACCUCGGCACGCAAGUCAAUUACAAGACCCAUAUGAAUAUACGGCGACGGGUUGGUGAUAGGAAACAUCAUCACAAACGUAGUAAACGUGGAAAGCAGGAUGGAAAAAAUCAUGUGACUUUCCCUGAAUUCCAGCAAAACGGUUCGGCUAAACAGUUCACGCACGGUAAAAUAAAGUAUUAUAGAUUAGACUAUAUAGACGAGGUACUUCAAGAAGAGGGAGACGAGCGCGAGGUGGGACAACGUCGCGAAGGUGACGACGGCGGUAUUACAUUCACUGCCAAAUCCCCGCCUGGAUACAAAGAAGUCAGUCCGACGUCCUCGCAUAAAGAAAAUAGUAGUUCACUUUUAAAUCAACUGGCUAACCUGCCCGGAUUCAAUCCCUUGAAAGCGAGGAUUGUUAAGCAGUACGCUAAAACACCCGAAGAGAUCCUCCCGACAGCUGUUGAGAAAUCCUUACCGUGGAGAAGGGACAGAUCCACGUAUAACUUUGUUCCUAACGAGGAUAUUUUAGAAGAGGACGAAAGAAGACUGUCCGAUGAUAAUGACACCUACAUGAUAGUAGCUGAGCACGCUCGCGUAGCCACCCCAACGGCAACGGAGACUAUGCUGCCAUGGAAACGAGAGGAAAUGGAGGGGUCCGGCUGCGGGGCCCUAAAACAAUCAGAGUUCCCUGCAUGGGCCUCGAACAAAGAGUACUUAGCGUAUAGCUCCCCUUCGGCUACGUUUUUAGGAGGCAUAGAGAAGCCAAAACAUCCAAAAUCUAUCAUAGGUCUCUUCCGAAGAGAGAGCUCUAGUUCUACACAAGGUGCAGCGGAGAGUGUGGUUCUAUCAGACUCAGAAGCAAAUAGAGAUAGUUGGAAUAAGGGAGAGGGGACAUCAAAAGAUACGGGAGCCAGACAAGGGCCAAGUUUGUUGUCCAAGAGGAGCACGAGCCUGGGAGGCCCGUCAGUAUUAUUGAUGGAGGAUGUAGCGCAUUCAGAUCCCCUUGGUGCGUCAAGCAGACCAGCCAGCAUCAUGCAGGGACCACACAGAGGACAAUGUAGAAGAGGAUCAAUGUUAGAGUUAACUGGGUCAUUAUCUCGUGAUGCUAUCACAGAAGAAAAAUGCAGCAAAUCACUGCCAGAAAGUGAGCGAAUGGGCGUGAGACGGCUACCUCUCGGACAACAGAGUCUACCGAGAGAGCCAUUUAUCCGGCAGCUAACAAUGGCAUCCACGCUGAACACCAGCUCUUCGUCUGACGACUCCUCAGACGAGAACACCUGAGUGCCCCGCCGUGGUGACCCUGAUAGGUUGCCACUGUUGAAGUACAGGACGCUAGAGUAACGUUCUAAAGCGGAAAGUGAUAUUAUAAAUGUCUAAAAACACACAAACUUCUUAAAAAGUGCUGUGAAUCUGUGGUGUAUUAAAUAAGUAAAAUGAAUAUAGAAUUUAAAAAAAGUGUUAAUUAAUCACCUGUAACGAAAUUUAUUGAAAUCUAUUAUAACAUUACGCGAAAUACAUUUACUAGAUGACUUUGCCAAAGACUUUAAAGGCUUUCAUCAAAUUGGUUCAAUGUGAUAGAUAAACAUAGUAUUGAGGUUUUGACUAUUGUUACCGUUCUACCAUCUACCACCUACUUAUAAUGAUAAGACACUUAAAUAAGAUGCGUCAACAUUGUCAAUAAUCAUGAUACGCACACAUAAAGCAAGAUAAAUAUCGUGCGGAUACUUUAGGAUACAAAUCUUUGUAAAUGUAAAGAUGCUUGCCAGAUUUGUCUGAGGCUUUCGAGUUAUUUAGGUAGCCGUAAUUAUACAUAAUACAUUGUAAGGUGUAAAUACGACACGUUGCGAUGAAAUGCAUCAUGCAACGACUGGUAGGCGUAAGCGUUUAAAAAAACAAACUUUCCUAUCUAAUAUCAGUCUUAUCUUUUUUGUUUAUAUCUAAUUAAUAUAGCAUCAAUUCUAAAGCUCUUUUAAUGUAGGUACGAGUAACGGAAAUGUAGCUGGUAAUCAAGAAUUAUAAUAUUGCUUUAACUACUUGAAUGAUCGAAACCAAUUUUUAUAGUUGUUUGAAGUGUAUUUUUGUAUGCUCUUUGUAAAAUAUCAUGUAAUUACAUCCAACACUGUGUGUAAUGUAAAUCGUAUUACAAUACCUAAUUAUAUUUAUGAAACGAUAUUAAUGAUUUCAUGGCACUUGUUGCCAAUGACAAUACCUACCAGUAGUUUAUGGGAGUCAUGAAAGUAAGUUUAAUUGAAAUGUGAUUUGUAGAUGUAGAUAAUUGUGUUUGUUAAGUAAUAGAUAUUAUAACUUAUGUGUUUUGGAGGCCAUUUUGAAUUAGAUGUAGAGAAGCUACCGUGAAAGAUAACCAAUAGGUACACGAGUUAUUUUUAUAUCCCAACGUAAUAAUGCCGUAGGUUCCCUGGAAAAUUAGAUAGUUAAAUGAAAUAAUAUUCCGUGUAAGCUUGUUCCGGUCAUAUACCAAAGUAGAUAGUUAAAUUAUAGAUUCGUUACAUAACGCUUUCAAAUAAAAUAACAAUCAUGACGAUGCCAUCAAGUCUAUCGAUCAGAUUUUAAUAAAAGUAGGGAGCUUUUAGAUAUAGUUCCAACAAUCUAAUUUUAAAUCAUUAGUGAAGAUAUUAUUUUCAGAUGUUGUAUCUAUCUAUCGAUAAAUAAUGAGUUUAUGGCUAUGUCACGUUGGAAACAAGAACAGGGUAGAAAACAGAAAACUUAACAGCAUUUUUUAAAAACUAUGUAUCGAUUUAUUAUUUCGGUGAUUCACUGAUGCAUGCCUAUAGUAUCGUUUAUUGUAUUUAAUGAUGUCAUUGGCAAUACGACGUCAUUUUAGUCAAACUGUAUAAAAGAUAUUGUAUCUACAGAACCAUCUGCGCAAAAAUGUUGACAUUGUUAUUAGAUUAUUAGAAGUUGGGAGGUUUGUACCUACCUACUUAUAUAACUUUGUUUAUGAAGAAUAGACUAAUUUAGAACAAUAAUAGAUGUAGUAAUAUAGAAAGUGUAUCAUAAUAACGAAUGUAAAUAAUAAAAAAUAAUGUUUGUUAAAAAUUUUAUUGAAAAAUAACAAGAUAAUGGGAUGAUAUUCAAAAUUUUAAUAUAAAUUAAAUGGCAAAUGACCUUAUGUACUACUCCAUAAAUAAUUAAAAAAAGACAAGUGACAAUUGAAGAUAGCCUACUAACUCAAUUUCAGACCUCUCUAUUUUGACCCCUGUACAAUUAACUUGGACUAGCGUUCAUUGACCUAUCGAUUGUUGAUGAUUUGGAGAAUUUCACCAAAAAUAUUGUCAGGUGGUCCAUCGAAGAUUUUUAUGUGCAAUUCAUUGAUCACUAGAACUAUUGUCCUAACUUAGACUUUUAUCCCAAAACUACUUAAUAUUAUGAAUUGUCGUUGUAAGAAGUAUACCUACUCGUACAAAUAACUCAUUACGUGCCUACUUCGUAUUAUUUCAGUGCUAUUUCUUCUAAUGAAUAAUAUAAUCAAUCAAAUAGGUAAUUCGUAAUUCCAAGAGCUUGCUGGGUAUAUUAUACCUGCCCAUAGCAAUUACAUAUGACAUGAAUUUUCUUUACCUAUACCUAUUAAAACUUUCGUGAGACAUACUUAGGUACUUAAUUAAUUAUUAUGUUGUCAGUUUACUGACGGAACUGUUUCACGAGAAACUCGACUAAUUUCAAGCCAUGAAUGCUGCUCAUAUUCAUGAGCCUCCAGCAUGGCUU